Apaloderma vittatum (bar-tailed trogon) is the source of this 1119-nucleotide messenger RNA. It is a transcript of the gene UBE2J2, whose product is annotated as ubiquitin-conjugating enzyme E2, J2. The record is from RefSeq and is a predicted model, not a curated record. The transcript has 7 exons. NCBI's taxonomy places the organism in Eukaryota, Metazoa, Chordata, Aves, Trogoniformes, Trogonidae. Bases 1 to 780 code for a protein of 259 amino acids.
AUGAGCAACAACAGUAAUAAGAGAGCACCCACAACAGCAACGCAGAGACUUAAACAAGACUACCUUCGAAUUAAGAAAGAUCCAGUGCCUUAUAUCUGUGCAGAGCCUCUCCCAUCGAAUAUCCUUGAAUGGCACUAUGUUGUCCGGGGACCUGAAAUGACUCCUUACGAAGGUGGCUAUUAUCAUGGGAAACUAAUAUUCCCCAGAGAAUUUCCUUUUAAACCUCCUAGUAUUUAUAUGAUUACACCUAAUGGAAGGUUUAAGUGUAAUACAAGGUUGUGUCUUUCAAUCACCGAUUUCCACCCGGAUACGUGGAAUCCAGCUUGGUCGGUCUCGACGAUCUUGACGGGCCUUCUUAGUUUCAUGGUGGAGAAGGGCCCCACACUGGGCAGCAUAGAGACCUCCGAGUUCACAAAAAGACAGCUCGCUGCACAAAGCUUAGCAUUUAAUUUAAAAGAUAAAGUCUUCUGCGAGCUCUUCCCUGAAGUGGUAGAGGAGAUCAAGCAAAAACAGAAAGCACAAGAAGAGCUCAAUAACAGACCUCCAUCCCUCCCUUUGCCAGAUGUCGUCCCUGACGGGGAAGCACACUACGGUCAGAAUGGAAUUCCCCUUCUUAACGGGCACGUACCCUUGGCACCUGCCAAUCAUCCGGGUCUCCAACAGGCCAAUCGUAACCAUGGACUUUUAGGCGGAGCUUUGGCGAACUUGUUCGUUAUAGUUGGUUUUGCAGCCUUUGCCUACACAGUCAAGUACGUACUGAGAAGCAUAGCGCAAGAAUGAGGAUAAUAAAACCGAGACCAAAUUAGUGAUAGUUGCAGAAUGAGUGGGACUCUUUUUGGGCAUCUGACUCUUGACACUGGGAUAAAUAUUUGUUUUACCAAGUUGCGGGUAAAACGUUGGUUGGCUCAUGGGUUAUGUUUGGGAAGUGGAGUAGUUUUGGUUAGUCAGAAAAUUAAAAGAAGUUCUGCUCGCAGAUCCUCUUGUCAAGUCAAAGCAUUAUUGAUGAGACGCUAACAUUUCUAGUGCUUUGAUUUUUAUAGCCGUUCUCCAUCUGUUUGAAAUUUGAAAAUCUUAAGCAAAUAAGGCUUUUUACUUCAUUAAACAAUUUUUAAAAUUUCA